AAACUAGUGUUGGGUGGGCGAGCGAAAAAAUUUCGAGAGCAAACGCAGAUGAUCGCCAAGCAAAGGCAGUCGUCGCUACCGGGAUUUGUACUUCGUUCGGUUGGACUUUCAAGAACCUCACGGUGGAAUAGCAAAGCUGUUGUUGUCGUUUUUAAAGCACAUCUAAGGUGGCCUUUAGCACCUAGAGCAUCACACCUCUGAAGAGGCGAGAAGACCAGCUACAGAGUGUUACAGAUACAGAGAGCUCACCAAGAGCUGUUUUUUCUCACUCUCCCUCACAAUCUCUCAUCCCAUCUGUUGGAGCACUUGUGCCAAGGCUCUUUCAUAAGCAGAAAAUCAUCUCUCGUCUUUGAGCGAGACCUUUCCGCAAUUUUAUUGCGUUCUUUUUGGAAAGGCAGCCUUUGGUUUUUGUUGACUAAAAAUCUGCACCUUAGAAAACCUUCAAAGAAGGGCUCACAGCCCAAGACUUUUAGAUUGUUUUUGCUGAAAAAGCAAAGAAUUUCUCUCCUUAGUUCUUUUAACUACCAGCCAGUAACCAUGAUUCACCUGUAUAUACAUAGUAGUCCCACUUAAAUUAAAGUUUUCCCUUUUAAUAAAGCUGUUCCAGCCUCAUCCUGCUCUAGUAUGAGUUAUGACGACUCUAAAUCAAUGCCCAGCAGCGCUCGGGGGCGAGUGGCAAGGGCCGAUGAGAAAGACAGUGACCAGGAAGCAGAGUCAAACUCUCUGAAAACCAGCAGCGGUCAGCCCGGCGCCAAUGGUGCCACUCACGAGCAGGAAAGUGGGAACGGAGGCGGCUCCGUCGGCGGCUCAUCUCCCAGCGUGGGGUCAGGGUCCAGAGGCAGAAGGGGGCCCAACUCUGAAGACAUGGACGGGCUCUCCAGCGGGAACGACUCUGGGGAGAGGGAAAGCGAAGGCGGGAUGGAGAGAGACCGCAGGUCACACGGGCGCCAGUCCGUGCGCAGCUCCCACAGCUCGUCAAACGGCAAGGACUCUGGCAUGAUGCUGGAAACCACAGAGAGCAACAAGAGCUCCAACUCCCAGAGUCUCUCGCCUCCCAGCAGCUCCCUGGCCUACAGCCUGCUGUCGACCAGCUCGGAGCACGACCCCCCCUCCACCUCAGGCUGCAGCAGCAACCAGUCGGCGAGGGUCCAGACCCAGAAAGACCUGAUGAAGGCCAUCAAGGAGCUGAAGCUCCGCCUGCCAACAGAGCGCAAGGCCAAGGGCCACACCAGCACUCUGAACGCACUCAAAUACGCACUUCAGUGUGUCAAACAAGUCCGAGCCAACAAGGAGUACUAUCAUCAGUGGAGCGUGGAGGAGUGUCAUGACUGCAGCCUGGACUUGUCUGCCUUCACAAUUGAGGAGCUUGACAACAUCACUUCAGAAUACACCCUCAAAAACACUGACACUUUCUCCAUGGGCGUGUCAUUCUUGUCGGGAAAGGUCGUGUACGUAUCACCCCAAGGCUCGUCCCUGCUGCGCUGUAAGCCAGAGCGUCUCCAAGGGACCAUGUUUUCGGAGCUUUUGGCCCCGCAGGACGUCAGCACUUUCUACAGCGGCACGGCGCCCUGCCGCCUGCCAAACUGGGCCUCCUGCAUCGGGUCUGCUUCUCCUCCAGUCGACUGCACUCAGGAGAAAUCCAUGUUCUGUCGCAUCAGCGCCGACCAGGCGCAGGGCGGCGAGAUGCGCUACUACCCCUUUCGCCUCACGCCCUACCAGCUCACCAUCAGAGACUCGGACGAUGCUGAGCCACAGCCCUGCUGCUUGCUCAUCGCAGAGAGGGUCCACUCUGGAUACGAAGCUCCUCGUAUCCCUGCAGACAAGAGGAUCUUCACCACCAGUCACACUCCCAGCUGCCUCUUCCAGGAAGUUGACGAAAGGGCAGUACCGUUGUUGGGCUACCUGCCUCAGGACUUGGUGGGAACCCCUGCCCUCCUCAUCAUCCACCCUGAAGACAGGCCCAUAAUGGUGGCUAUACAUGAGAAGAUCUUUCAGUUUGCCGGGCAGCCGUUCGACCACACACCCUUGAGGAUGUGCGCCCGCAAUGGGGAAUAUCUGACCAUCGACACCAGCUGGUCUUCAUUUGUCAAUCCCUGGAGCCGGAAGGUGGCAUUCAUCGUAGGACGCCACAAAGUCAGAACGAGCCCUCUGAAUGAAGACGUGUUCACGACAGCGCAGUGCUGCGAGACUCGGGCCACCACACCCGACGUCGUCCAGCUGAGCGAGAAGAUCCACCGGCUCCUGGUGCAGCCAGUGCACAGCGGCAGCUCCCAGGGCUACAGCUCGCUCGGGUCCAGUGGCUCGCGAGGCUCUCGGCGUUCACACCAGCAGCACUUCGGGGCCUCAGGCGCCUCGUCCAGCGACAGCCCCGGCCCCGCCAUGGACAAAGUUGCUGUUGCGGUCGCUCUACACAAACCUAUGACUUUCCAGCAGAUCUGUAAAGAUGUCCACAUGGUCAAGACUAGUGGACAGCAGGUUUUCAUCGAGUCCCGUAACCGCCCCCUGCCCAGGAACAACACAAGCACAGGCACAACAAGCAUCAAAGCAAUCAACAGCGACCCAAUCAGAAGUUUGAUCGCCGAGAUGACAAAACCAACCAAAGCUUUGGUCCCGGCUCCGCUUAUACCGAAGGAGCCGCCUACCGGCUACUCCUACCAGCAGAUCAACUGUCUGGACAGCAUCAUAAGGUACUUGGACAGCUGUAACAUUCCUAACACUGUCAAAAGGAAGUGUGGCUCCUACACCGCCUCCUCCACGUCUGACGAGCACAAACAGCAGGAGGCCAGCAACAACACUGGUGGUUCAGUUAACCUUGUAAGUGAACCACCUCCUCUGCCUCCCCUGACCAUGGCCACAAAGGCAGAGAGUGUAGCCUCAGUCACGUCGCAGUGUAGCUUCAGCAGCACCAUCGUGCAUGUGGGAGACAAGAAGCCUCCUGAGUCAGACAUCAUCAUGGAGGAGGCUCCUACAACGACACCAACGCCUCCCACAGCAACACCUCUCGCUCACGCGGCAAUCACCUUCCCUUCUCUACUUUCCCCUCCCCCCAAAGCCGCUCAGGCAAAGAGGGACAGUCGGAGAAGUGGAAGUGUGGGAGGAGGAGGAGGAGGGAGCUGCAUGGAUCUCACAAAGGAGGUGCUAUCUGCCCACACCCAGCAGGAGGAGCAGACAUUCCUUGACCACUUUAAGGACCUCAGCAAGCUGCGUGUUUUCGAUCAGGCGACAUCUUCGACUCUGCACUGUCAGACCCCAGCCGCCAACCCCCUGUCACGAGGAGUGCGUUGUUCUCGGGAUUACCCCGCCGCAGGAAGCAGCACCAGUCAAAGACGUGGUCGUGGCGGUAAAAGACUCAAGCACCAGGAGUCGUCAGACCAGCACAGCUCUCUGGGGUUCGACCCCAGGACCAGCACAGCUCCCAUGCCCCUCAACAUCCCCAUCGGACCCCCGACAAACUCGUCCUCCUGGCCGUCUGUAGUCUCUCAGGCCAGCAUUCCCGCCGCCCCUUUUGCUCCUGGGAUGCUUCCAAUCUACCCAGUUUACCCACCGCUCGCCCAGCCCUUAUCCGUCCCAGAUCCAUCGCGUUUCCCCCCCACCCAGAUGGUACCUCCCAUGAUGGCCCUCGUUCUCCCCAACUACAUGUUCCCCCAGAUGGCGGCGCCCAUCUCUCAGCCAGGCCCCGUCCCCUUCUUCAAUCCUAACUUCACGUACCCCGCCGCCACCCAACGCGCUAUCCCCGCUAUCGUUUCAAACCCCUUACCGAUUCCGGCCACCUGCGCCCCGUCUCGUAGCAGCACCCCACAGUCCUACAGCCAGACGCCUGCUGACGCCGGGUCCCCCCUCUUCCAGUCCAGAUGCUCCUCACCUCUCAACCUUUUGCAGCUGGAGGAAGCACCAAGCAACCGCUUAGAGGUCACCACGGCCCUGGUAGCAACACAGCAAUCCACGCCUUCUGUGCAGGGCUCAGCCAAUCAGAGGAUCUCUGAUGAGACCUCCAAGGAGAACGAGAACGGUGAAGCUAAUGAGUCCAACAACGAUGCCAUGUCCACCUCCAGCGACCUGCUGGAUAUGUUGCUACAGGAAGACGCCCGCUCAGGCACCGGCUCAGCCGCCUCUGGUUCAGGGUCGUCAGGCACGAGGUCCUCUGGUUCAGGCUCCGGCUCAAACGGCUGCAGCUCCUCGGGCACCAGCGGCAUGAGCAGCAGCCAGGGCAGCCACACCAGCAAGUACUUUGGCAGCAUCGACUCGUCAGAGAACGAUCAUUCCCGCAAACAGCCAGCAGGGGGCAGCAGUAGCGCCGGAGGAGAUGGCGCUGAGGAGCAGUUCAUCAAGUGUGUCCUGCAGGACCCCAUCUGGCUGCUGAUGGCCAACACCGACGACAAGGUUAUGAUGACCUAUCAGCUGCCCGUCAGAGACAUGGAGACCGUGCUGCGAGAGGACCGCGAGGCCUUGAGGAGCAUGCAGAAACAGCAGCCACGCUUCACCGAGGACCAGAAGAGGGAGCUGAGCCAGGUGCACCCCUGGAUCCGCACAGGACGCCUGCCCCGAGCCAUCAACAUCUCUGGCUGUACGGGCUGCAAGUCUCCGCCUCCCGCCGCUCCGUCAGAUGUGGAGAUCCACGAGAUGGAGCUGUGCAGUGUGCUGAAAGCUCAGGAGGAGGGCGCCAGAGAGGGCACGACAACUCUGCCAGAGACAGCCAUGGAUGAAGCUCACCUAGAGGACAAAGAAGAAGAGAAAUGAACACAAGACAUGGCCGCAGAGGAGCAGCAAGAUGUGAAAGAAAAGUCAGACAUGACUCACUAAGCAGAUGGCCAAAGAUAAAGAACACUAUCACGGACGUUUCUACGCCGAUAGGCAGAAAAUGUUCACCUUCCAGCACUUCCUGUGCCCAAAACAAUUUUUACACAAGGUGUAACAUGGUUAAAGUGGGAUUUGCCGGGAGCAAAAAGAUGGAUAUUGAUCGAGACAACUUCCAUUUGUUGUUGGACAGGUCAGCCUGGACACUUAGCCCGGUUCAUUCUUCACAAAGUCCGACUUUGACGACCGCACAGCAGGCGUGUUGUACGACUGUACACUGAAUGCCUUGGAAGCACUUCACUUUCCUUGUUCUUGUAGUUCUUAGCAUAUUUGCUGAAGUUGUAAGAUAAUCAGAGAGGACUAAGGUGAAUGUGUUUCGACGAAGGCGCCUUUACGUAAAGAUGGAUGUGCUUCACCACAGUGUCCUCCCUCACGUUUUCCCUCCUGUUUAGGGUUGAGCUCGUGAGGAAAAGAAGGGAGUUUAUCUGUGACUCUUCUUGUUGAAUGUUUCCAAGGUUGUGUGGGAUCCUGCUCCCAGUCACAUUAUUUUUUUUCUCUUAUGUAAAAAUAAUAAUUAAAGAAGAAGCCGCAACUGUCACCUUAUAGACAAAAUGUACAGUGGAAACCAGGUUAUUUUGUAAACAAUGUGUAUAUUUUUAUACUGUCAUCCCCCUCAAAUAGAGAGGAUAUAUGCCCAUAAGAGGUUCUACUGGAAAAUGUGAAAAUCCAGGAUCGAAAUAGUGUCCGCACGGGAAGAAGAAGAAAUAAAAACAUGCACUUCAGUCUUUGAAACGGAGAAUAAAGUUUCUCGGGACCCAGCAAUCUAGUUGCUUUGCUUGAGAGAUGUACAGUUAAUCGUGGGGCAACGUGGCAAUCGCCAGGAGACUAAAUGUGGACUUGAAAGGUUUCUUCCUUGGCCGGGCAUUGGUUUGUCUCCCCCACAGGGAGAAAUGACCAAUGAUUCUCUCACAGACAUCACAGACAGUAUUUCCCAAACUGCCAGCACCGAAGGAAGCUCCGGUGUUGCCAGUGCUUGCUCACGUUGGCGAGUGGAUUUGAAAGAGGAAGUAACUCUCUAAGAAGAGUGUUUGUUUACUAUCUUUCUUCCCCUCUGUCCCUUUCGUGCUCUCUCUCUCUCUUCCUCUCUGUGGCACUGUUCUGGUCGUGUGAUAUCCUUUGCUUUAUGCCGUCAGUGGUGUCAGUUUCUAAAUAUUUUUGUGAAAUUCUUUGUACAAUAAAAUGACUAAAUAAAUCAUUGAAA
Anarrhichthys ocellatus (wolf-eel) is the source of this 6055-nucleotide messenger RNA. It is a transcript of the gene per1b, whose product is annotated as period circadian clock 1b. The record is from RefSeq and is a predicted model, not a curated record. Gene Ontology annotation, cellular component: cytoplasm; nucleus. The transcript has 20 exons. Lineage: Eukaryota; Metazoa; Chordata; Actinopteri; Perciformes; Anarhichadidae. Bases 625 to 4737 code for a protein of 1370 amino acids. Gene Ontology annotation, molecular function: transcription cis-regulatory region binding; transcription corepressor binding. Gene Ontology annotation, biological process: circadian regulation of gene expression; entrainment of circadian clock by photoperiod; negative regulation of transcription by RNA polymerase II.